AUGGCGGAUUCAAAUAACGAACUGAAUCGGAAUUUAAGACAUCAAUGCCUGAAAUUACCAACAGGAAAAAAGUAUUAUUUCUAUAUCGUAGCUGCCGAGGACGAUCGUGAACAGGUUGAAGAAAUAGUCAUUAUACUGAAAGAACGUUUCCACUUGAAAUGUUUGUAUGAUGUAGUUGAUUGUUAUCCUGGUGUGGACAAGUUUAAUUUCAUGAAAGCGGGAAUGAAAGAUUAUAAAAUUAUUCUUGAAGAUGUUGGAGAAGAAACAUUCUCUCUUCUUUCAUUUCUAAAGUUUGUUAAUGCAAGAUGUGUCGAUGCAGCUGGGGUAGCCAGUAAAAUAGCAGAAUCCGUAGAGAGUUUGGAUUUGAGUAAGAGCAUGUUUCCACUAGAAUUCGCGAACGUUAUAGCCAGAUUUGAAAAUGGGUACAGUGUUGAAAUUCCUGUCGAGAAAGACAUACUUCGAUUUAACAGACCUGCAAAGCGUAAGUUUCACGUGAACAGAGACUUACUUACAGAGCUAACAAAUAGUCAAAUGAAGGACUAUUUGGAAUACUUUAUCCAAGAACGCCGCCAACUUUUACCUGCAGAUUUGAACAUCAGCCCAAAGGAAUACGCUUUGAAUUUGAUUGAAAUUCAUACUGCCGAAAUAUCAAAAGUCAUGACCUUGAAUUACGACGACCUGCCUGAUGCAUCACAGAACCGACAUACCCUUAGAAAAGGAAAAGAAUGUCUCUGUCAAAGAAUAGAACGAUGUCUCUCACUUGUCGAAAGAACAAACAUCAUUUGACACUGCGUCUAUAAUAAUGGUUUCGGCUAGAAUUUGUUCGAAAAGACUGGCGUGACAGACAAAUAUACUUACAAAGACGUCAUAACACUAGUGAAAUUAAAACAUCGCUUUUAUUCAAAUAUAGUUCAUAUAUAUGAAAUAAAAGGCUAAAAAAUAACAGGCACGGUACAUCUAAACGUUGUUUACAACGAGUGGUAUACAAUUACUAUAAUGGAUCAAUUCACAUCGAUGCAGCCCAGUGUUUCCCUGGUAGAUGCAAGAAUUAUCUUUCAUUUAUCAGUGUUAGAUACCGUUGUAAAGUUACCAGAAUAGAGCAUAUGUAGAAUAUUUUAACUUCUGAAGUUCAGACACCAGGAACAAGUUUACAUUAAGCAUGCAUUUUUUAAGAAUCUAAACAACAAAAGUUGCAAUAUCAAACAAAACGCACCCCAUGACACUUUUUUCCGUUAAGAUACGCGUUUUAACAUAACAUAUUAAGCUUGUCGUAUUGAAAGACAUCAUGUGUUAUUCAAUUAUAAUUUAUAUCAUUUAUAGAGAUCAUUUUAUAACAUUAUGUAUGCACAUUUAGUUGUAUAUGAAGCAUUUGUAAAGGCAUGUUGAUUCGUUUUAAUGUUCAACCGGUACUUUAAAGGCCAUAUGAUGUUUUUUCCCAAACUUUUCUAGUGGUCGAAGACCUCAGGUGCCCCUCUGUGCAUGAACUAGGUCGGACAGAAAAAUCAACUUAUUAAGGCUGUUUCCUUUAAUAUCCCUUAUAACUC
This is a messenger RNA of Ruditapes philippinarum (Manila clam), 1544 nucleotides long. RefSeq lists its product as uncharacterized. The coding region runs from base 1 to 786 and encodes 261 amino acids. Lineage: Eukaryota; Metazoa; Mollusca; Bivalvia; Venerida; Veneridae. The record is from RefSeq and is a predicted model, not a curated record. The transcript is spliced from 6 exons.